UCCGACAGAGCAGAGCACUUGAAGCGUCGCCGUCUUCGUCGUCGUCGUUGUCGGUCGCUUCGCCGUCUUGUUAUUUUUAGUAGACACCGCAUUGCAAUCCAUCCAUCGCGUUCAGUUCCGCGCCAAUCGUUGAUCCGUUCAGUUCAGUUCCGAGUGGUUUAUAAUAAAGUUGUUUCGUUUGUUACCAGUGUAUGAAUAGUGUGUUUGUGUGUUGUUACUGACGCUACUUAGUCAGCCAUCUGUUGCAUUAGAUACUAUCUCGACAUACUCAGACCGUGGGUGUGCUGUUGGAGUCUAUUCUUUUGCUGAUUCAGUUUGUUUUUUUAUCCAUACGACACAUCCCGCAAAAUGGCCGUUAGCCGAUUGUCGAUCGUCAAAUUCCUUGAAUUGGCCCUCACCAUCAGCUGUGUGGUGCUGCACUACAAAAGCUUGGGCGAAACCGACGAGCUGACGAUCCUGCUGGUCGCCGGUACCUUCGUCGGCUAUAGCAUCAUCCUAAUCGGGCUCUUUGCUGGUUACCUGCUGAGCAAUCCGAUCAACAAGAAGAUCGACCUGUUCUUCAGCCUGCUCGGUUGUGCCAUGUUCAUCGCUUCCGGUGUGCUGAUCCUGCAGGCCUGGGAAAGUGGCUUCAAAACCGACCGCCGGCGAAUGGCCAUCUCCAAGGGUUCGCUGGCCAUCAUCAAUGGGGUGCUGUUCUUCUUCGAUGCUGUGUUCACCUUCCGAGAUUAGAUCGUUUCGCGCGAUAGCGAUAUAAAAUGCCAAAUAAAACAUUAUGAACAAUCGAAAUUUGGAGCAGCAGCGAGAGAUAAAGAGAGGUCGUAAUCUCAUAACUUCUAUAAACUACAGGACAACAAGAAGAAGAAGAAAAACGAUAAGACGCUAGAUUGUUAAGAUUGAUAUUUAUGUACAACUCACAAGAGAAAAAAAAAUAUUUGUCUUUUUAAAAAUUAAACUUUGAAAUCGAAACUAUGUAAGUGGACUAAGUGUGAAAUCUAUGUCAUAGCUUUUAAACAAAAACCAACAUGUGCGGUAGCUUUGAGUAUAGUUGCCGGGUGUCGGACGCUAGCCGGCGCCACCGAUAAAAAAAUCACACAGAUGGCAGCACCAAUAUUCUGGUGAGCUUUUGUUUACCUUCUCGAUGCGCAAAAAAAACAGAGAAAAAUAAGAGAACAUCCAACACCGAAAGGACAUCUUCCCCCACCCCGCCAGUUCGUCAUUUUCCAAGUACAACAUCAUUGAAUUUUUGAGAUAUAUAUUUUUUUUUUGAAACUUUAAUAAACAUUUAUUUAAUGUAACGAGA
Topomyia yanbarensis is the source of this 1300-nucleotide messenger RNA. RefSeq lists its product as uncharacterized. NCBI's taxonomy places the organism in Eukaryota, Metazoa, Arthropoda, Insecta, Diptera, Culicidae. The record is from RefSeq and is a predicted model, not a curated record. The transcript is spliced from 3 exons. Gene Ontology annotation, biological process: septate junction assembly. Bases 349 to 729 code for a protein of 126 amino acids.